Messenger RNA from Coccidioides posadasii C735 delta SOWgp, 930 nucleotides. RefSeq lists its product as uncharacterized. Gene Ontology annotation, cellular component: EMC complex. Lineage: Eukaryota; Fungi; Ascomycota; Eurotiomycetes; Onygenales; Onygenaceae. The record is from RefSeq and is a predicted model, not a curated record.
GGCGUGCAUUGGAACAGGGGAAGCUGCAUUCCCUAUGAGAAGUCAUAAUCAUGCGUCCUUCAAAUCUCUAUUCCUAUAUUCUAGCGCUCUCUUCACUCGUCCUUCCCAUUUCCACGGCGUUCAGCCUUACGAUCUCAAUUCCGUCAUCAAACCUCCUCCCGAAUCCAAAUGCGCUCCCAGCUUCAACCCACGCGACUCUAACCACCCUCGCGCCCAAACAGACGUUACUGAAAGCGCCGCUAUCCCGGUCAUCGUCCUUUACCUUCCGUGAACUUCGACCAGACUCUGAAUCCUCUUCGCCUUCAGGGGACGUGACCUCAUAUCUCCUGGACAUCCACUGCCGCGAUUAUAUAUUUGCACCUUACCGCGUCGAUGUUGGAGCUGAUGGGAACGUGAUUGGAGUGUGGGAGACCUACCGGGGAAAUUCAUGGGAUAACAAGGGAGCGGAAAAGGCUGUAGGGACGGGAUCGGGCCCGGUUCACGUGGAAGCCAAAGUGUUGGGCAAACGGGAGUUCUACGAGGAACGGCCAAAGUUCUCUCCGCUCAGCUUGUUCAAGAAUCCAAUGAUUCUUCUCGCUGUGGUGGCUCUGGCGAUUACAGUUGGAAUGCCUUAUCUUGUCGAGAACAUGGAUCCUGAGACGCGCGAAGAGUGGGAGAGACAACGCGCUGCCGGUGUACUACCUGGGAGCGGGUCAAGAAAGGCACCUGCUUCUAACUUUGAUCUUGCAGGAUGGAUGGCAGGAACAAGUCCUGGGCCAAUAGAGGCGGCCAAAGCAGCCAGUGCUAGCGCGAGAGAAGGUGACAGUGGUCAGUCAACUGUAAGGAGAAGAUGAGAAGAGAUUGGAACAUUGUUACUCUCCAGAGUUGGGUUUCUGCUUGAUAGUUAUGCAGUGCGACAUUGGAGCCCAUGAUACACUAUUUUCGGUUGAU